AUGGCUGACUGGCGUUGCUCCGCGCACCUCCCCGCGCUCAAGCCGCUCCUCCAAUCACAGCUCUUAGAGGCCAUCACCGCCGCCCUCGCGCGCAAGCCCUCCGCGCGGAUCGGAACCAGCGUGGGCGGCGCGUUCGGCUCGCCGACGGGCGCAGGCAGAGGCGGGAGCGGAUCCGGGGGCUCGCUGACCCUCGGCGGAAGCGCCAGCCUGAGCUGCCUGGCGUGCGGCGCGCUGACAGGCGCCGCGGAGCGGGGAGCAGCGCCAGGCCUGGCCCCUGGCGCUGGGGGCGGCGGGGGAGGAGCUUCUCGGGCGGCAGGGGCUGUUUCGGGCGGCGUGGGGGGCGGCAGCGGGCGGCGCAGCAGCGGCGCGGCGGCAAUCAAUGUCGACGGGAGGAGGAGCGCUGGCGAGGAGAGGAGCGCUGGCGAGGAGAGGAGCGCUGGCGAGGAGAGGAGCGCUGGCGAGGAGAGGAGCGCUGGCGAGGAGAGGAGCGCUGGCGAGGAGAGGAGCGUUGGCGAGGAGAGGAGCGUUGGCGAGGAGAGGAGGGCUGGCAAGGAGAGGAGCGCUGGCGAGGAGAGGAGCGCUGGCGAGGAGAGGAGCGUUGGCGAGGAGAGGAGCGCUGGCGAGGAGAGGAGCGCUGGCGAGGAGAGGAGCGCUGGCGAGGAGAGGAGCGUUGGCGAGGAGAGGAGCGUUGGCGAGGAUGAGCGUUGGCAUGGGAAGGGGUGUUGGGUGGGGAGUGUGUACGUAAGGAGUCCCGGUUUAUGCGACUGGGAAAUGCACCUGAUUGCAUCAGUGCCAAAGCAGAGGACCGCACCACAGCGCCAGGAUCACCAACGCAGGGGCAUCCGCACCUGCCUCCUCCCUCUCAUUAAAAAGGGAACCAAGCUGUUCAAACUCCUUUCUCCGCCGUCCCCCUCUGCUCCCCCUCCCCCCGCGUGUGGUUCCCCCUCCUCUGGCCGAGGGGAGAAGCUGCUGCUGGGGGGAGCGGACCUGUGCGCCCUGAUGCGCGCGGAUGGGGGGAAGAGUGGCUUGGCUGGCGGUGGGGGAAAGGGAGCUGCGGAGGAGAGCAAGGGGGAGCGCAGAGGAGCGGUGGGGGGUUCAGAAGCAACCGUUGAGAAGGGGGGAAAGAGAGGAGAUGCGUCGGAAAGAGGGGGACAUGGGGGGGAGCAGAAGAAGGGACGUGGGGGCAGUGGGGACCAAAAGGGGCAUGAAGCGACCAGGAGGCGCAAGGGAGAGGAGGAGGAGGGCGAGGAUGUGGAGGAGAGAGACGGGGGACUGAAAGGAAGGGAAGGAGUGAAGAAAGGGAGGGAGCAGGCGAAGCCGACAGUCAAGGGAAGUGAAAGCAGGGAUGAGAAGGGGAGUGGUGGUGGUGGGGUUGGGGAAAAGAGAAAAGGGGUGAAGGGGAAGGAAGGGGGGCGUGAGAAGGAGAAGCAAGGCGGGCAGGUGAACAAGGAGAUGAUGAUUCGAGCAGCCAUCAGCAUGAUGCAAGCCAAGAAGUUCCAGGAAGCGAUCAACCUCUUCAACCAGGUGGAAGCGGAGGGCGGGGAGCUGUCGGACCAGCUGUUCAUCGGCAGGGGCCUCUGCCACCUGAUGCUCAAGCGGAUGGAUGAGGCGGAAGACGACUUCACAGAGGGCAUUCAGCGCUUCCCCAGGAGUGCGGAGCUGUACAGGCGAAGGGCCAUGCUGCAUAUUGAGAGGAACGAGCGCGAGAUGGCCGUGGAGGAUCUGAGUCGGUCGCUGGAGAUCGAACCCGACAACCAGGACGCGCUGCAACACCGCGGCAUCAUCGCCUUCCACAUACACCUGUACGGCAUGGCCAUCGCUGAUCUCUCCAGGGCGCUUGACAUGCGCCCCAUGGAUGCCUACCUCAUCCGCGCCAAGGGCAUAGCCCUGGCGGGGGCAGGGCAGUGGCGCAACGCGAGCGCCGUGUUUGCGGAGGCAGUGAAACGCCACCCGAUGUCGGCGCACCUGUGGACGGAGAAGGGCCGCGUGCACAAGGAGCUGGGGGAGGUGGAUUUGGCUCUUGCUGCCCUUCACAAGGCUCUGGCGCUGGAAGACACGCUGGAGGCGUACAUCCGCCUCACAUCCCUCAUGCAGCUGGUGGGCCGCCACAGGGAGGUGAUAACCACAGCGAGGAGGGGUUUGAAGCUGAAUCCCAACGACAUCGAGCUCAACUACCUGGAAGCUUCCGCGCACCAUGCGCUGGGUGACUUUGAGGCAGCGCUGCAUCAGUACACGCACAUCCUCGGCCUCUCGCCCACAGACAGCAACACCGGCACUCUCCAGGGCAUGGCAUUUUACCAGAGGGAGAUAGCAGCAUACACGGUAUCCAAGCUGGACCUACCAUUUUCUCAGUUCCGCCUCGACUACGAGCUCAACAACGAGCUCAAGGAAGCAUGGGUGCGCAAGCAGUCGCCCCUCUCCAUCCUCCCCGCCUACCGCCCCCUCCCCAUCCGCCUGGUUCGCAACCCCCCUCGCAUCCGCUUCUCCCCCCAAGUGCGCGCUCUCAUUGCCAAGGCGGACGAAAUCGGGCGGCGCACGCAGUACUUUGUGGACGGCUUCAUGCCGCACAAAAGACAACACCGCAUGGCGGGGCUUGCCGCCCUGGAUCUGAUGCAGAGGGUGAAUGCCACGUGGCAGCAUAUGAUUGAGGAACAGAAGCCAAGAGAUGGGGAUGGGGAGCAGGAGGGUGAGAGGCUAAGGGAGAGCGAGGGUGACGACAGGGAUAGCAGGAACAACAGGAAUAUCAAUGGUGAAAGUGAUGGUGAUGGUGAUAGUAGUGAGGGGAGCAGUAGCGGAAGGAGCAGCAAGGACAGAAGAGCAAGUGGGGGAGGGGCACAGAGAGGGUCCCGACGGAAAACACCCCGAGUGUCCCUCCAAUCCUCCGCAGCAGGGAAGAGAUCCAAGGGUCGAGAUAAGCCCGCCGGCUCAUCUGGCCGAUCCAACGGUGCACAGCUGAUCUCCGGGUGGAGAGACAUGUUCGACGGAAUCAUACGGUGGAGGCAGCACGCCGAACCCUGCGAUACAAUCACAUGGAUCGACCAGCUCAAAAACGAGUACCCCAAGGGCUUCGGUACAAUCACAGCCAUGCGGGUCGGGCAGAUGCAUAACCUGAAAUACUACCCGUUUCAGGACUGGGCGUUUGAAGUUAUGAGAUCCGUUCUGCUGGAAACAGAAAUGGCGUCGAAUGCAACCAACUGGCCGCUGCCGGUGCCGCGGCGGGUGCACGGGAAGGCGAUAGAGGCGGCAGGGGACUUUGGGGAUUUACACCGCGUGGUGGGGGAGAACUUCUAUGUUACCACUCAGUGUUACAGCGAGGCGUUUCCCGGGCGAGUGAUGAACGGGACCCAGCUGACUCUCGUGGAGGCCUCAGGCUCGUACGACUUCACCAUUCGUACAGCCGUGACACCCGAGCGCAGCGCAGAGUUCUUUCAGGAGCUGCAGAGGACAUGGGAGGAGCUCAGUGAGGCCGCCACAGACACACACACACAAACCACCGACGUGCUCCUGUACCGGCGGCGAGUGAGGGAGGGCGUGCUGCGGAUGGGAUACUACUGGUAUCAGUUCAUGCCGCUCACCCGCGGGUCGGCGAUGGUCGGCAUUAUUUCUAUUCUCGGCCUCUCCCUGGCCGCUGACAUGGAGACGCUUUCGCUCAUCCCCAAGGAUGUCCAGGUGGACUGGGAGGCGAUCCUAAAUCCGCGUUUUAAGCAGUUCAACGACUCGGGGGCCGGGUUGGAGAGCGAGGGAAGCGGAGAAGAGGAGAAGAGAGGGGGAGGAGUUAAGGGGGAAGGAGGGGAGGUGGAGGGAGAUGGAGGGGAGGUGGGGCAGGGUCAAGUGAAGAAGCCACUGCACGUGGUGCUCGUGUGCCCUCAGAUCCCUGGCAACACCGGGUCCAUUGCACGCACGUGUGCUGCCACGGCCGUUCCCCUGCACCUGGUCAAGCCUCUGGGAUUCGACAUUACGGACUCGAAGCUCAAGAGAGCGGGGCUGGACUACUGGCCGUACGUGGUGGUGAACGUGCACGACAGCUGGAGGGUGUUCAUGGAGUAUUUCAGGCUGCAGCCGGAGCCCAAGCGGCUGAUUGCGUUUUCCAAGCGAGGCUCAGUGCCCCACCAUGUGAGUUGUGGUUAA
Closterium sp. Naga37s-1 is the source of this 4128-nucleotide messenger RNA. The record is from the annotation of a GenBank genome assembly. NCBI's taxonomy places the organism in Eukaryota, Viridiplantae, Streptophyta, Zygnematophyceae, Desmidiales, Closteriaceae.